AUGGAGUUGGUCAAUACGAGCAAAGUUCAAGAGUUUGUUUUGGUGGGCUUUGGAGAUCAGCACCAGAUACGUCACCUGCUUGUCGUUAUUUUUGCUGUUCUCUACAUCCUGACUUUGACAGAGAACAUUGUCAUUAUCAUGCUGGUGUUCCUAGAUUCCCACUUGGCUCAACUUCCCAUGUAUGUCUUUCUGAGUAACUUCUCCUGGCUGGAGAUGUGUUAUGUGACUACAACCGUGCCUCGCAUGCUUUAUGACCUGGUAACUUCCAAGGGGAACAUCUCUUUCCAUGCCUGCUUCCUCCAGUUCUACAUCUUCUUCUCCCUUGGCAGCACAGAAUGCUUCUUCCUCUCAGCUAUGGCUUUGGAUCGCUACAUAGCCAUCUGCCAUCCAUUGCAUUACCUGCAACUGAUGUCCAAAUUUAUCUGCUCUGCCCUGGUGUCUGCCUGUUGGAUCCUUGGCUUUCUGUGGUACAUUGUCCCUGUGAUAUUAAUAUCCAAGUUGUCCUUCUGCGGCUCAAACAUCAUCAACCACUUAUUAUGUGACCCUGGACCAAUUCUAUCCUUGGCAUGUCCACCCCUAGGAAUGAUUCCUUUUAUUUGUCAAGUGUUCAUGAAUACCAUGUUUGCAGUCAACCUAAUCUUUGUUGUGCUUUCUUACGGAAUGGUGAUUCUCACACUGACAAAAAAAUCUAGCCAAGGGCGCCAAAGGAAGACUUUCUCCACCAUCUUGUUCCACCUAGUAGUAGUCACACUUUUCUAUGGGUCAGUAGCAGGGGUUUACUUAACUCCCGGAGGAGAAAGUCAAUCAGGUAUCAACAGAUUAGCAACCAUCUUCUACACCAUCAUUACCCCACUUCUAAAUCCCUUGAUAUACUGCCUGAGGAAUGGCCAGGUGAAAGAGGCUUUGGGCAGGCUGCUGAAAAGAAAAAUGAGGUUUAUGUCCAGUGUCACAUAA
Thamnophis elegans (Western terrestrial garter snake) is the source of this 954-nucleotide messenger RNA. RefSeq names its product olfactory receptor 11G2-like. The transcript has 2 exons. Gene Ontology annotation, biological process: G protein-coupled receptor signaling pathway. The record is from RefSeq and is a predicted model, not a curated record. Gene Ontology annotation, molecular function: G protein-coupled receptor activity; olfactory receptor activity. The coding region runs from base 1 to 954 and encodes 317 amino acids. Gene Ontology annotation, cellular component: membrane. Lineage: Eukaryota; Metazoa; Chordata; Lepidosauria; Squamata; Natricidae.